Panicum virgatum (switchgrass) is the source of this 1970-nucleotide messenger RNA. Its product is annotated as tricin synthase 1-like. The record is from RefSeq and is a predicted model, not a curated record. Gene Ontology annotation, molecular function: S-adenosylmethionine-dependent methyltransferase activity; O-methyltransferase activity. The coding region runs from base 811 to 1437 and encodes 208 amino acids. NCBI's taxonomy places the organism in Eukaryota, Viridiplantae, Streptophyta, Magnoliopsida, Poales, Poaceae. The transcript has 2 exons.
GACCGGUGCAUUAACAUGGCACAUGGAAAUUGCUCGGUGGGUGGGAGGUGACACAACGUUGAAUGGGCAUCGGCAUCAGGGCACGUAGCGGACGGAGGAGGACCAAGAAAGGCGAACGACUUAUUUAUAACGACCCACCAAGCGAAGAUGGUGAAGUCUUUUCAGAAAUGAAUAUGUUCAAAGCAAGCAUUAUUGCUUAUAAUCUAAAAAAAAGCAUUAUUAUUGACUUUCUUGACGGUGAAAGCAUCAUUAUUAUCUGUCUAUAGAGCGGACUGGCGGGUAGUGGAUUAGGCCUAGCGAGAAAACUAAAGCGUCUACUAGCGAGCACCCAGAUAGAUUAAGAAUUAACCAUGGAGUGGAUCGGAUGUGUCUGGCAUCGCAACACAACAUUAUUUACAUUAACCGGCAACGAUAAGGUUUUAUACAUGGACACCACGGCAUCGGGUUAUUAGCAGAGCACACGCUACGAACGAAGCCGUCAGCUGUGCUAGCUAACCUGGCAACUGCAGGGAGUGGCGCGCGAUCCGGCCAUGGCGACCUGCGGCGGCGGCGGCGGCGGCGGCGUGACGGUACCGAACGUCCACAGCAACACCGACAGCAGCAACAAGACGCUGCUCUGCCAAGCCCUGUACAAGUACGUCCUGGACACGACGGUGCUGCCGAACGAGCCGGCGUGCCUGCGCGAGCUGCGCCUCCUCACCGACAAGCACGAGCGAUGCGUGCCCACCACUCCGCUGCAGGCUGCAGCUGCUCUUCUGUAAGCUUGUUCAUCACCAGUAGCCGUGCGCUGCGUGCCCGUGCAGGAGGGGCAUGGCGACGCCCCUGGACGAGGCGCAGCUGCUGCGGAUGCUGAUCAGGCUGAUGGGCGCCCGGAACACCAUCGAGGUGGGCGUGUUCAUCGGCUGCUCGCUCCUCGCCACCGCGCUCGCCCUCCCCGGCGACGGCAAGGUCGUCGCCAUCGACGUGAGCCGCGAGUACUACGAGGUCGGCCGGCCCUUCCUCGACAAGGCCGGCGUCGCGCACAAGAUGGACUUCCGCGAGGACCCCGCGCUUGACCACCUCGACGCGCUCCUCGCCGACGAGCGCAACGCGGGCGCCUUCGACUUCGCCUUCGUCGACGCCGACAAGCCCAACUACGCGUGCUACCACGAGCGGCUGCUCCGCCUGGUGCGCGUCGGCGGCGCCAUCGUGUACGACAACACGCUGUGGGACGGCGCGGUGGCGCUGCCGCCCGACGCGCCGCUGUCGGACCACGACCGGCGGAUGGCCGCCGCCAUGCGGGACCUCAACGCCCGGCUCUCCGCCGACGGGCGCGUCGAGGUGUGCCACAGUGCCAGCUCGCCGUCGCCGACGGCGUCACCAUCUGCCGCCGCGUCGCGUGAUGGCCGGCUCUCCGGCGGCAGGUUCAGUAAGAUUUCGGUCGGUCUUGUUGAUUGAGGGCGUCAGAUGUUGGCCCUCGUAGUUGUGGAGGCGCCUGAACUCUGAACUCGAAUAACAACGUCGCCUUGAUCAUUUGCAAUAGCGUUCGAGCGCGGAUGGCUACUCCGUUUAUUGGAUGCGCCGGCGGCGAGCAAUGCUCGGAGAAGGUCUCCCGACCCCGGAAGGUUUGGAGAUUACGGAGUUGCGAGUUGUGGCGUCAGUUCUUUUGAUAAUCAGGGUCGAGAACAAUAGCGCGAGGGCCAACUGAAGUCUGAACUCGCCAAACGAAUUACUGCAUCAUCCAUUUCAUAUGGAAUAAUUCGAACCUGAAACCUAUAAAAAAUGGAUAAAAUAGGGUACAGAAUGCGAAUUGCAGUGUGGGGCCAAAAUUUCCAGAAAGAAAACAGAAUGCCGCAGUCUCUGAAAGUCCCCGUCUCGGACCGUUCUUCUGUCCCUAGUCGCUGCAGGCUCUGUUCGAAGUUGGCAAGGCCUGUUCUGUUUCAGUUACAAUUACUGCUUAUUUAGAUGUAAAUUUCAAAAAUUCAAAAUUA